AUGGUGGAUGGGAAGGAGGGAGAGGAGAAGCCCGAGAAACCGCAGCGAGCUGGAGCCGCUGGAGAACCUGAAGAAGAAGUAGAAAAAACUGUCAAAAUUAAGACUAUUUCUUCCAGUCAUGGAGGGGAAAGUUCCAGUCACAGCGCUGAGAUGCAAUCAGCUGAAGAAGAAGCUGCGGGCCUCCCAAGAAAACCUACAAAGAUCUCCAAGUUGGGAUUUGCCAUAGUUGCAGCAGGUUUUAAUGAAGAUGAAGCUAGUAAGCCAGAGGAAAUGUCUCCAGAAGCAAAGAUAAGGAUGAAGAAUAUUGGAAGGGAUACACCAAUGUCAGCAGCACCAAACUCCUUCAGUAAAGGAAAGCAUGGUUUUUCUGAUAACCGGAAGCUCUGA
Enhydra lutris kenyoni (northern sea otter) is the source of this 387-nucleotide messenger RNA. RefSeq names its product PEST proteolytic signal-containing nuclear protein-like. The transcript is spliced from 2 exons. Gene Ontology annotation, biological process: protein ubiquitination; proteasome-mediated ubiquitin-dependent protein catabolic process. Gene Ontology annotation, cellular component: nucleus. NCBI's taxonomy places the organism in Eukaryota, Metazoa, Chordata, Mammalia, Carnivora, Mustelidae. The record is from RefSeq and is a predicted model, not a curated record. The coding region runs from base 1 to 387 and encodes 128 amino acids.